AAAAAGGAUAAUUUUUUUCCCCAAUUGUCGGAGCUCUGGCCUCUAUUUUCUUCCUCUCCUUCUUCCUCACAGCCGCCGACCCCUUCCGUCCUUUAGUGCUUUUCUCCUCCGGGGAUAAAACCCCGCACCUGCCGACGUUCAGCCUCCAUGAAUCGGCGACAACGUGGGUCUCUUUCUGCCAGUAAUUGCGUCGGCCAUCCUCCUUCAUGGGCAGUUCAGUUUCUAACAUGAAGAAGUUUUCUGUUUAUAGUUUUGGACUAUUUCAAACUGAUCGAUUAGGGUUUAUGGUUGAUUUUAGGUAAGGACAUCCUUCUUGAACAGUCUCAAUUUCCAUUAAGGUUUCCGAAUUGAGUUUUACUUUCUAAAAUUUAUCGUGAUUGUUUUAAGACCUUUCAAGGAAGUUGGCAUUUGUUUAAGAGGUGGUUUUUUGAUCGAGGAUUGUAGGAUUGUCACUCGAGGUAAGUAGAUUCUACAUCCAUUCCAAAAUAUAAAUUUGGAUAGUGUGGCUUGAUGAAUGGUAUAAUAGUUCAUGCUAGAAUAUUAAGUUUGGAAAAUCGAAAAGAAUAUUCGGAUGACUGAAAUUGAGUGAUUGUAACCGGUGUCAUGGAAAGAUGAAAAAUGGCCGAUUUCAAUCAGUUACACACCGCGUUUUCUCAUCACUAAGUGACUAUGUUCCCUCCAUCGCUGCAACCCAAAUUUCGAACCAAACAUUCACUUCUUUGUCAUCAGCCCUGCAACAUUACAUCAAUUCAGAUGAUCCUUCUCAUGGCCAAAAGAUACAUGCGCAUAUUCUCAAAACUGGGUUCAUACCCAAUACAAAUAUCUCCAUCAAGCUCCUCAUAUUGCACCUGAAAUGUGGGUCAUUGAAGUUUGCACGUCAAGUGUUCGAUGUGUUGCCUCAAAAGACACUUUCUGCUUACAAUUAUAUGAUCGGUGGGUACAUAAAGAUGGGAAAAGUACCAGAAUCUCUUGCUCUCGUCCGUGAGCUCAUCAGUUCAGGUGAAAGGCCUGAUGGGUAUACAUUUUCAAUGCUUUUAAAGGCGUCUACAUGUGCACGUGGUGACUCUGUAUUGCGUAGUUUAGGAAGAGUGGUCCAUGCUCAGAUAUUGAAGUCAGAUGUGUCACCAGAUGAUGUACUUUACACGGCGCUUGUUGACUCGUACGUUAAAAACGGUGAUAUAUGUUUUGCUAGGAUGGUGUUUGAUUUGAUGUUGAAAAAGAAUGUGAUAUGUUCGACAUCGAUGAUUUCAGGAUAUAUGAAUCAGGGGUUGGUUGAAGAUGCUGAAGAAAUUUUUAGCAAGACUGUUGAAAAGGAUAUAGUCGUAUUCAAUGCUAUGGUUGAAGGCUAUAGUAAAACACAUGAACAUGCCAAGAAAUCGCUUGAGGUUUACAUUGACAUGCAGCGUUUGUGUUUUUCACCAAAUAUUUCAACAUUUUCUAGUGUGAUCGGUGCUUGUUCAAUGUUGGCAGCUUUUGAAGCAGGCCAACAAAUCCAAUGUCAACUUAUGAAGACUAAAUUCUUCACAGAUAUCAGAAUGGGAAGUGCCCUUCUAGACAUGUACUCCAAAUGUGGAAGAACGGAAGAUGCUCGUCGAGUUUUUGACCAAAUGCCAGAAAGAAAUAUCUUCUCAUGGACGUCUAUGAUAGAUGGAUAUGGCAAAAAUGGAUACCCAAGUGAAGCACUUAACCUCUUUUGCAUUAUGCAAGAGGAACACCAGAUUCAGCCGAACUUUGUUACCUUUCUUAGUGCUCUCUCAGCUUGUGCACAUGGAGGGCUAGUAGAGAGAGGCUGGGAAAUUUUUGAAAGCAUGGAGAGAGACUACUCAUUGAAACCAAAAAUGGAGCAUUAUGCAUGCAUGGUUGAUCUGUUGGGACGUGCAGGAAGUUUACUUCAGGCAUGGGAAUUCAUUAUGCGAAUGCCUGAGACUCCUAAUUCUGAUGUAUGGGCAGCUCUACUGAGCUCAGCAAAGCUUCAUGGAAACAUUGAAAUGGCCUGCAUAGCUGCCAAUGAGCUAUUUAAGUUGAGUGCUAACAGUCGACCAGGGGCUUAUGUGGCAUUAUCUAAUACUUUUGCAGAAGCUGGGAAAUGGGACAAUGUUAGUGAACUGAGAGAGAUCAUGAAGAUAAGAAGAGUUAAAUGUAAAGGUAGCAGUUGGGUUGGGGCUGCUGAUGGCAUCUUAUGACGAUGCAGUUUGCUUGUUUGGUCAAAGAAGUGUUUGUCUAAUUUGAUGUAACGGCCAGUGUUUUACUCUAAGAGAUCUUAAAUGCUGCUUUAAUGGAAAAUGAGCUGAUUGACUAUUGGUUUUCAUCUAAUAAGGCUGAUGUGGUUAUUAAAUUGGAUCUUGAGAAGGCUUUUGAUACAGUGGACUGAGAUUUCUUUAAUGCUAUGUUACGGGCUAAAGGUUUUGGGGCUGUUUGGCAUCAGUGGAUUUGAGGUUGUGUUGCUAGUGCAAACUAUUCUAUUAUUCUUAAUGGCUGCCCUCGUGGGAAGAUCAUUCUUUCUCGUGGUAUUAGGCAAGGAGAUCCUCUUUCUUCGUUUCUCUUUAUCUUGGUUGCUGAUUGUCUGAGUCAUCUCUUGGAGAACAGUUCGUCUCGGGGUCUUAUUGUUUCUCAUUCUAGUAGUAUUUCUUCUCUCACUUUAAAUCAUCUUCAAUUUACAGAUGAUACCUUAUUAUUUUCUAUUGCGGAUCAUUCAGCUUUACUGAAUCUGUUUGAUGUGGUUGGUAUCUUUGAGAGUGCCUCUGAUUUAAAUAUCAAUUGGUCAAAAAGUGAGCUGCUUGGUAUUCACCUCGUUGAUUCUAAUUGUCAAUAGAUGUUGGAUAAAUUUGGUUUUUUUUUUGGGGGGGUGGCCAUCUUUCUAUCUGGGUUUGCCUCUUGUUGGUAAUUCUAAGUGUAUGCCUUUUUGGUAUCCUGUUGUUGAGAAAAUUAAAUACAAGCUCCAUAAUUGGAAAUAUGCAUAUAUCUCUAAAGGUGAAGGUGGCAGACAUACCCUUAUUCAGGCUACACCUGUCUAAUUUACCCACUUACUACUUAUCUUUGUUUCGUGCUCCUAGCUUUGUAAUUUCUAUGUUGCAAAAGUUGGUUUGUGAUUUCUCUUGGGAAGGCUCUCGUGAUGUAGGUGGUAUGCAUAAUAUGAACUGGGAAUCUACUCAAGGUCCAAAAUUAAUGGGGGGCCUUGACAUUAGUAAUUUUCAUCACCGUAAUUCUGUGCUCCUGGAUAAAUGGAUGUGGCGUUUUGUUACUGAACCUGAUGCGUUAUGGCAGAAAGUUAUUGUUGCUAAGCACUUUUUGAGUGGGAGGGAUUGGUCUUCUUCUAGACAUCAAGGCUUUCAUCUUUCCCCUUGGAGAUACAUUUGUCAAAAUGUUGGUUUGAUUGAUAGUUGUGUCCAGGGCCGUAUUAGUAAUGGUUCUACAACCUCUUUUUGGAUAGAUCGUUGGCUUAGUUGUGGUAUUUUAUCUGCUACUUCCCCUUGUAUGUUCCACCUUGCCCUUCGCCCUAAUGAUAUGGUGGCUGAUGUUUGGAUUGCUGAAACUGAAUCUUGGGAUCUUCAUCUUCGUCGUAAUCUUAAUGAUCUAGUAAUUAUUUGAAUGGGCUACUUUAUCGCAUCUUCUCACAUCUGUUCGAUUCUGCCCCUCUACUGAUAUUUGGGUCUGGCCUUUAGAUUCUUCUAGUUCUUGCACUGCCAAAUCUCAUACGGUUGACUUGCUCAAUUCUGUUGAUCCCUUCCCGAAAGAUCUCUAUCGUGUAAUUUGGAUGGACUCUUACCCGAAGAAGAUUAAAAUUUUGUUAUAGGAGCUCAGUCUUGGUGCCAUUAAUACAGUUGAUCGUUUCCAACGUCGUAUGUCAUACAUGCAUCUCUCCCCCUCUUGGUGCUCUAUGUGUUGCCAUUGUUCCGAGACUCAGCCUCAUUUGUUUGCUCAUUGCCCUUUUCCGCAUCGGUUUUGGACUCUUGUUUUGGAUGCUUGCGGGUGGUUUUUGGUUUUACCUAAUUCCAUUUUUGAUCUUUUGGCUACUCUGCUUGUGAGGCAUCCUUUUGAUUGUUCUAGGAAAAUUCUUUGGCUGGCUAUUGUGAGAAGCUUCUUCCGGAAUCUUUGGGGGGAACGCAAUGGGCGAAUCUUUCUGAGACAUGUCUUUUACCUUUGAUCGUUUUUUUGAUUAUGUGCUUACUCAUGCGUAUAACUAGUGUAAUCAUGAGGCUCCAUUAAAUUCUUAUACUCUAUCUUUUUUCCUAUCCCAUUGGAGAGAUUUCUUGUAUCCCUCUAUUUCAUUCAUCAAUGGAAUGUUUCUCCCUACAAAAGUUGGGUCUGUGGAAUUCGUUUUCAAUUUGCUCUGGCAAGAAACAGAGACAAGGUUUUUGUGGCAAGCGGCAGUGUGGGUUCCUCUUAAUGGCGACGACGGCACAAGCGGAAGAAGUCUCAAAAAACUCAAAUUUGAGAACUUGCCUGAUUUCGGAUACCAAUCUGCAAAGAAAACAGGAGUAUUGGUAGACUGGUCAUUGGGGUUGAGACCAUGGGAGUUAGUUGAAUUAAAUCCCAAAAGAGUUUCAUUUGCUUAGUCUUGUAUGAAGACUUUGAUUGGUGCAGUUGUAUGAUUUUUCGUGAAGGAAUUUUUAAGGUCCUGGAGAGAUAAGUUUGGGCGAUUGACGUGGUUUUCUGGAACAAGGCAAUAGACAACAUAGGAGAGUUUUCCUUGAUACUCACUCUUUUCUUAAAACUACUAUUUUUCAGGUUGGGAGAGACAAACCUGGGCGAUUGACGUGGUUUGCUAGAAUAAGGCAAUGGGCAACAUAGGAGAGUUUUGUAGACCCGUGUCUCUAGGUUCUCCCUUGUUUUUCACGCUUAUUUAGUUGCAUUGAUGUAGGAUUGCUCUUUCCAGAUAACUUCUUGUACCUCUAUAUAGUACUCACUCAUUAAAGUUAAGAAAAUUUUGCAAGUGCCACUUGCCAUACUUGGUUGGGAUCUUGGAUUUGAAGCCUUUGAUCAGUGAACCAGCAUGCGCAAAAUUGAUUGGUGAGAGGCAAUAGUAUAGUCUAUAGAUAAGCCCAUUCAAGCAUUCAAGAAGAGCAUCACUCCUAUAAUUACCAACAGGAUGGUUUUGGUGCUUAAAAGUCUAUGUCUAUCAAUGCAUAUUGUGUGAUAUUGUUAAUUUGUCAUUCUCUAUGCAUUCAUGUUUGAACUUUUCGUACUUAGUUUAGAAGUUUUCAAAGUUAUCCAAUGCCAUACUAUUACGUUGCCCAAUUUUUAAAAUAUGUUCUUAAAUGAUCCAAAUGAAAAAGGCAGGCUGGCACAAGCCGGCGCAAUGAGAUUCAUGAGGAAACGAUAUUAGAUCAUGCUUAUAACUGUAUAUUGGCGUUCAUUCCAACAAGGAGCUUUGGAAUUGCUAUAAACUAUAGUAAAAAGUGAUAACAUUAGGUAUGACA
Molecule: messenger RNA, 5420 nt
Organism: Benincasa hispida (wax gourd)
Lineage: Eukaryota; Viridiplantae; Streptophyta; Magnoliopsida; Cucurbitales; Cucurbitaceae
Source: RefSeq, a predicted model, not a curated record